UGCUCAGAGCCAUCUAUUGAAUUGAAUUGAAUCGCCACCCAUGAAAUAAGCCGUCGUCUGCCACAACAUAACCUUAUUAAGUUCUAAAAUAUGCGUAAACAAUUGGAGAAGAUAUAACUUCUUAAACGAUUUCCCUUAAGUAAGAAUAUUGCACAAUGUCUGAGCAUAACGAAGCAACAACAGAUAAGGAAGUGAUCCCUGAGGAUCCAAAUGCUAUCUCCGAAGAGGACAAACAAUAUUUAUUAGAAUAUGUGCGGGAGACAGAGCAGAGACUGGCGACAAAGGAGGAUAUUCGUGCAGCUAAUUUAAACCCCACAAGACCAUCUGAUGCAUCAUUCAGUAAACUUGACUCCAGUCUCAAGAGGAACACUACAUUUGUGAAGAAAUUAAAAAAUUUCAGUGUGACACAACUUGACACAGUCCUAAAAGAUAUGGCAAAUUUAAACCUGACUAAAUAUGUGAGCGAAGUCGCUACAGCUCUGGUAGAUGCUAAAAUAAAGAUGACUGACGUUGCACCUGCCAUCAGAGUGUGUAGCUUUCUGCAUCAGACAUACGCCGAGUUCUCCACUCAUUUCUUUGAGAAUUGGCAAAGGAUAUUGUCAUUGAAAAUUGGCGACAAGAUCGCGAAUCCUAGCAAGCUGAGAGUAGACCUUCGAUUCUAUGCGGAACUAGUAAAUGCAGGAAUCUUUACACACAAGCAAGGCUUGCCACUGCUAGGCUCUGUGUUGACAGUCUUGAUCAACAUGGACAAGGAGGAGCACAACAACGCCAGCAUAAUAUUGAGCUUCUGCCGACACUGUGGCGAGGAUUAUGCCGGUUUGGUACCUAAGAAAGUACGGGAAUUGUCUGAGAAGUUAACUGUUGCAAUUCCUAAGAGCAAACUGUUGUCGCCCGACAAGCAGCAGAACGUCAGACUAUUGUUGCGGGACUAUUAUAACUCUUUGUGCAAGCACUUGUUGAAGGAGCACAAGGAUCUACAAGCGUUCGAGAAGCAAAAUCGCAAGAUUCUGCAGACUAGAGGUGAAUUGAGCUCGGAAAGGAAAGAGAAGUUGGAAGCUUUGCAGGUAUCUUAUGAACGUUUACUAAGCAGUGUGCAAAGCUUCUCAGAUACUCUGGACGAGCCGAUGCCUGAACUGCCGGUGGACAGCGAGAUGAAAGCAGAGGCGGAAGAAACUCUGAAGAUGAUCAGCGAGGGAGAGGACAGUAACGUGUUGGAGGAUAUGUGGGGAGACGAAGAGACGAGACGCUUCUACGAAGUUUUGCCGGAUCUGACGGUAUUCUUGCCUGGUUCAUAUCUGAAGGAGUCUCCAAAAGCGGACGCACCGAUCACGGAGGAUGCUUUGGACGACGAAAUAGUGUUCGACGAGUUGGAAGAAGCUGAGAAAGUGGAAGAAGCGGAGGCAGAGGUGGAGGAACCGCAGGUGUCAAAUAUCAGCAACAAGAUAAUGUUGGAUGCUUUCUUGACACAUCUACCGAACUGUGUGAAUCGCGAAAUGAUUGACAACGCUGCGGUGCAUUUCCUAAUGAAUCUGAACACGAAGCACAACAAAAAGAAGCUGGUGAAGGCUCUCUUUGGUGUUUCCAGGAUUCGUCUGGACCUCCUACCUUUCUAUUCCCGCUUAGCUGCUAUUCUUUACUCGGUGAUGCCCGACGUCGGGAACGACCUGUGUCAAAUGCUGAAACAGGACUUCAAGUAUCACGUGCGCAAGAAGGAUCAGAUUAACAUCGAGUCGAAGAUCAAAGUGGUCCGUUACAUUGGCGAGCUCGUAAAGUUCAAGCUCUACUCGAAGAUAGAGGCGCUCUACUGUCUGAAAGUGCUGUUGCACGACUUCACACACCACCACAUAGAGAUGGCAUGCAAUUUGCUCGAGAUCUGCGGCAGGUAUCUCUUCUGCUCGCCGGACUCACACCAGAGGACCAAGGUCUACCUGGAGCAAAUGAUGCGCAAGAAGGCGGUCACCGCUCUUGACUCUCGCUACGUCACGAUCAUAGAGAACGCGUACUAUUUCGUGAACCCGCCCGAAUCCACCGGCGGCGUCUCAAAGAAAGACAGACCUCCUAUACAUGAGUUCAUAAGGAAGCUGCUGUAUCAGGACCUCUCCAAGACCAACACCGACAAGGUACUCAGAUGGAUGCGUAAACUCGAUUGGGAAGACGAGAGCGUGUCAUCCUAUGCUAUCAAGUGUCUCACUGCCGCUUACAACGUCAAGUAUCUCAACAUCCGCUGCGUAGGAAGUCUAUUGGCCGGCCUGGUUGGUCAUUACGAGACGAUAGGGCCUCACGUGGUUGACGGGGUGCUCGAGGACAUCCGUCUGUGCAUGGAGGUGAACCUGCCCAAGUUCAACCAACGACGCAUCGCCAUGGUGAAGUAUCUGGGCGAAUUAUACAACUAUCGGAUGGUGGAGAGCGGCGACAUUUUCCGCACCUUGUACUUGCUCAUCACGUUCGGCGUCAGCAUGGAUCACUCGGUGCAGAGCAUGCUCGACCCACCGGAACACCUCUUCCGCAUUCGGCUAGUGUGCACCUUGCUGGAGACUUGCGGCCAAUAUUUCAGCGGCGGCUCCAGCAAGAAGAAGCUCGACUACUUCCUGGUGUUCUUCCAGAAUUAUUACUGGUUCAAGUACACAGACCCCGUCUGGACGAUCGAGAACCCGUUCCCCGUCGGGAUAGACUACAUGUACCGCGAUACCCUGACGAUGCUGCGACCCAAGAUGCAACUGUUCCAGAACUACAAGGAGGCGCAAUGCGCCGUGGACGAAUUGAGGAACACUCUCUACCCAACGCUGGGCAAUCCCGUCGACGACGCGACGACUGACCGGACGGAUAGCGACGACAUGGGCGUUAUCAUGGAGGUCGACGAGGAGGCGGCUGUAACUGGGAACGGCAGCGGGGACGCCAAGGGGAUCGCCGAUCUGCACUUUGAAGAGUCCGAAGAUUGCUCCGAGGCGCAGUCCGAGGAAGAAUGGACGGCCGAUGCGGAACGGGACGACGCUAUGGGCACCCAGGAGAACACCCAAGGCGACCAGAGCUUAUCGGAAGGCGGCACCGAGGGUGUGAUUAUGGAUGUGACGGAAUUGAACGCAGCCUUGCCAGCUGGACCACGACGGGUCAGCUGUCCGGAGGAUGACGACUUUCUGUCCGCACUGGAUAAGAUGGUGUCGGACAACAUACAAGACCGCAUGAGGGACUCGGUGAAGCCACAACAGGUCGACAUUUCGGUGCCGCUGCAUGUGAAGAGCACCAAGAAGACGUACGAGCAGUUGCAGGAGAGACCGACCGACAACACUACCGUGGACUUUGUGCUAAUGUUGAGGAAGGGCAACAAGCAACAGUACAAGAACCUAGCAGUGCCAGUGUCGUCCGAACUGGCCAUGAAUCUCAGGAAUCGCGAGCAGGAGCAGAAGGAGGAGAAGGAACGCGUGAAGAGACUGACUUUGAACAUCACCGAGAGGCAAGAAGAGGAGGACUACCAGGAGACUAUCAACCAGGGCACAAGACCGGUCACCGUGAACUUAAACAGGGAACGGCGGCAGAAGUACAAUCAUCCUAAGGGAGCUCCCGAUGCUGAUCUCAUUUUCGGCCCGAAGAAAAUUCGAUAAAUUCCUUUGAUAUUUCUAGAAAUCAUCAUCUAUACUCCGUUGAGCAAACCCGACGUGUGCGUGUCGAGUGGCGAGACAUCGAACAAUCGCCGGUUUACCGUUCGUUUCUGUGCUUUUUUCUACGUCAUUGAAUUCCCUUGAGGACGGACAAAUGUCACUUCGUGAUAUGCAAAAUGCGUCAUUAUUAGGCGACACGGGUGUAUCAUAUGUACAAAUAAGUUGAUUCAGUGCAUUUAAGCAUGAUCAACUCACUCGUGAGUAAAACUCUGUUUUGGAUAUUACAAUUGAAAUAUAUCGCUCUGAUCGAAACGCGCAGGCGUGAAAAAAAAUGAGUCGGAAGAGCAGGGACUUUUUCGUUAUAACGCACUGCCAGUUUGUUGAUCGCGCGAAUUGAGCCCAUGCGAGGGUUUGCUGCAUCAGAUGCAUUUUAAAUUCGUAGUAGUAACUAGUCGCGUUGACAAACAUAUAUGUAUAUUCUCCAGUCGUAUAGCUACGAUAACCUUCGUGCGUGGCCGAUGUUGUUACUAGGAUUUUGCAUGGACAGAUUUAUCGUCGAUCAUAUCGCCCGAUGUUAUUCGACUACAACAAUAUAUUAUCAGGUUUAUACGCAUUCGAUAUGUUCAUAUUCUACCAGUUUUUCAUUCGACUCUGCAUCACGAAUUUGGUAAGAUAAGACACGAAGGAAACGAGAUACUCUCCUCUCCUCUUCUCGCAAGAAGCAACAGCGAAAUUCGCAGGCUGUGUUCCAUCGGGGGCGGAAAGAAAAAAAACAAAAUAAACGGAAGAGAAAAAAGGGAAGACUCACUCAUAAUUGAUGCACAAUUAUGUAUUUUUAUCUAAGAAAUUAUCAUCAUGUACAAAAUGAAUAUAGAUAAAUGUUUAGAGGUGCUUUUA
Harpegnathos saltator (Jerdon's jumping ant) is the source of this 4493-nucleotide messenger RNA. It is a transcript of the gene Upf2, whose product is annotated as UPF2 regulator of nonsense mediated mRNA decay. Gene Ontology annotation, biological process: nuclear-transcribed mRNA catabolic process, nonsense-mediated decay. NCBI's taxonomy places the organism in Eukaryota, Metazoa, Arthropoda, Insecta, Hymenoptera, Formicidae. The record is from RefSeq and is a predicted model, not a curated record. Bases 156 to 3599 code for a protein of 1147 amino acids. Gene Ontology annotation, cellular component: cytoplasm; exon-exon junction complex. Gene Ontology annotation, molecular function: RNA binding; protein binding. The transcript is spliced from 2 exons.